AUGCUUUUAUGGGAGGUGGGUUCAGAAUCAAUGCAGGAUUCCAUGCUGGAGGAGACAGAAAAUGGCACGUUUGUGGCCAACUUGACAAAGGACCUCAGACUCAGGGUGGAAGAGCUGGCGGCAAGACGUGCCCGGGUUGUUUUCAAAGGGACCAGACAGCAUUUGCAGAUUGACCCACAGACCCAUGAUUUGCUGCUAAAUGAGAAAUUGGACUGGGAGGAGCUGUGUGGUUCCACUGAGCCAUGUGUACUACCUUUCCAAGUGUUACUGGAACAUCCCCUGCAAUUUUUUCAAGCUGGAUUAAGGGUCAGAGAUAUAAAUGACCAUGCCCCAAAGUUCCCCACCAAAGAAAUGCUCCUGAAAAAUAUCAGAAAUUACUACAUCAGGAAAGAUAUUUCCUUUGAAAAUGGUAGCAACCACCUUCAGAGCUACACAAUCACUCCUAACCCCCACUUUCAUGUUCUCACUCAAAAUCUCAGUGAUGGAAGAAAGAUCCCUCAGCUGGUGCUAGUCAAAACAUUGGAUCGUAAGAAGCAGCCCCACUUCAGCUUAAAUUUAACCGCGGUGGAUGGAGGGACUCCUCCCCUGUCUGAUACUGCAGAAAUUCAGAUCGUAGUCUUAGACAUCAAUGAUAACACGCCUGAGUUUACUCAGGAGAUCUAUGAGGUGCAAAUCCCCGAGAACAACCUCCUAGGCUCCCUGGUUGUCAAAGUCUCAGCGACAGAUUUAGACGCAGGGUCCUUUGGGGAGGUAUCUUAUGCCCUAUUUCAGAUAGAUGACAUUAACCAACCCUUCUAAAUAAACACAAUCUCAGGAGAAAUUCAACGGAAGAACAUGGAUGUUGAGGCUACAGAUGGAGGUGGACUAUCAGGAAAAUGUUCCUUAGUCAUCAAGGUAUUGGAUGUGAAUGACAAUGUCCGUGAAUUGACCAUGUCUUUACUUACCAGUCCCACUGAAAACUUGCCAGAGGUGAUAAUAGCAGUGUUCCAUGUUUCAGAUGCAGAUUCUGGAAUUAACCAACAAGUUAUUUGUUCUAUAGAUGACAGUCUUCCCUUCUUACUAAGACCGUCUGUAGAGAGAGCGCUAGACAGAGAAAACAGAGCUGAAUACGUCAUGACCGUCACCCUUACUGAUUUGGGUAUCCCCAAGUUGAAAACAGAACACAAAAUAACCGUACUGGUCUCUGACAUCAAUGACAAUGCACCCAUCUUCUCCCAGAAUUCUUAUACUUUGUUCAUCCGUGAGAACAACAGACCCGCGCUGCACAUGGGCACUGUUAGCGCCACAGACAGAGACGUCUGUGGCACCAAUGCCCAAAUCACCUACUCGCUGCUGCCGCCUCUCGACCCACACUUCUCCCUCGCCUCCUUGAUCUCUAUCAAUGCAGACAAUGGGCAUCUGUUCGCUCUGAGGUCGCUGGAUUAUGAAGCACUGUUCCGUGGCGCGGCAGAUGCAGGCUCCCCCGUGCUAUGCAGCGAGGCGCUGGUGCGAGUGGUGAUCGUGGACGACAACGACAACUCGCCCUUUGUGCUGUACCCACUGCAGAACGGAUCUGCGCCCUGUACCGAGCUGGUGCCCAGGUCGGCCGAGGUGGGCUACCUAGUGACCAAGGUUGUGGCGGUGGACAGUGAUUCGAGCCAGAACGCCUGGCUGUCUUACCAGCUGCUCAAGGCCACGGAGCCAGGGCUGUUCAGCGUGUGGGCGCACAACGGCGAGGUGCGCACCGCCAGGCUGUUAAGCGAGCGCGACGCCACCAAGCACAGACUGGUCGUGUUAGUCAAGGACAAUGGCGAGCCGCCAAUGUCGGUCACCGUCACGCUGCACGUGCUCCGUUUCUUACAGCCUUAUCUGCCGCUUCCAGAGGUAGCUCCCGAAGAGGCCCAGGCAAACUCGCUAACCAUCUACUUGGUCAUUGCGUUGGCGUCUGUCUCCUCGCUCUUCCUGUUUUCUGUGCUCCUGUUCAUUGUGGUGCGGCUGUGCAGGAGAAACAGAGCCGCCUCAGUGCGGGAGGGCCACUUUCCGGGACACUUGGUGGACAUCAGCGGCACCGGGACCCUGUCCCAAAACUACAAGUAUGAGGUGUGUCUGGCAGGGGGCUCACAGACCAAGGAUUUCAAGUUCCUGAAGCCAAUUUCCCCAAACUUCUCUCUCCAAGAAACAGGGAGGAGUAAUUGUUCUGUACCCAAAGGAACAAUGGAUACGUCGCUCACCAAAGAACUGCGGAAAAGGCAAGUGGCCGCCAUUAUUAUUCUAUUACUGUGGUGGGAGGCGGGUAGUGCAACCAUUAAGUAUUCGGUCCUAGAAGAGAGGGACAGCGGGUCAUUCGUGGCCAAUCUAGCAAAGGAUCUGGGACUGGGCUUAGGUGAGCUGGCUGCGCGGGGGGCCCGGAUCCUUUCUGACGGGAGCAAACAUUUGCAGCUCCAGCUGAAGAAUGGGAAUUUGCUCCUAAAAGAAAAAUUGGACAGGGAGGAGUUGUGCGGUGACACAGAUCCAUGUAUACUGCAUUUCCAGAUAUUAUUGAAAAACCCGGUGCAAUUUUUUCAAGGUGAAUUACAGGUUCAAGACAUAAAUGACCAUGCACCAGUAUUCUUGGAAAGUGAAAUCUUGUUGAAAAUCUCAGAAAACAGCCCGCCAGGAACUGCGUUUCCCUUGAAAAUAGCUCAAGAUUUGGACGUAGGCAGCAACACAGUUCAGAACUAUACGAUUAGUGCCAAAUUCAAUUUCCACCUUUUCACUCGUACUCACAGCGAUGGCAGGAAAUACCCAGAACUGGUGCUGGACAAAGCGCUGGAUCGGGAGGAGCAGUCUGAGCUCAGGUUAACCCUGACGGCGCUGGAUGGUGGGUCACCACUCAGGACAGGAACGUCCCAGGUAGUCAUUCUGGUCUUGGAUGUCAAUGACAAUGCCCCUGAAUUUACUCAGUUGCUCUAUGAGGUGCAGGUCCCAGAAAACAGCCCAAUAAAUUCCCUUGUCAUCACAGUCUCCGCUAGAGAUUUAGAUGCUGGAACCCAUGGGGAGCUCUCCUACUCGUUUUUUCAUCCUUCAAAUCAAGUUGUUCAAGUUUUUGAAAUAAACGCAGUCAUGGGUGAAAUUCGACUUAAAAAACUGCUGGAUUUUGAGGAAAUUAAAUUUUACAGUAUGGAAAUUGAGGCAUCAGAUGGUGGGGGUCUUUCCGGAAAAUGCACUGUAGCUAUAGAAGUGGUGGAUGUGAAUGACAACGCCCCCGAAAUCACCAUGUCACUACUUAUCAAUGAUAUUCCGGAAAACUCCCCGGAAACUGUGGUCGCCAUUUUCAGAAUUUCAGAUCCUGACUCUGGGGACAACGGAAAAAUGAUGUGUUCCAUCCAGGAUAAUCUCCCCUUUCUUUUGAAGCCUAAUGUAGAUAAUUUCUACACCCUGGUAACAGAGAAACCACUGGACAGAGAGACCAGAGCAGAGUACAGUAUCAAUGUCACCGUCACAGACUUGGGUACGCCCAGAUUGAAAACAGAACACAAACUAACCGUGCUGGUCUCUGACGUCAAUGACAAUGCACCCACCUUUGCCGAGAACUCUUACAUUUUGUUCAUCCGCGAGAACAACAGCCCCGCGAUGUACCUUGGCUCAGUCAGCGCCACUGACAGAGACUCAGGUACCAACGCCCAAAUCACCUACUCAUUGCUGUCGCCCCUCGACCCGCACCUCCCCCUCGCCUCCUUGGUCUCCAUCAAUGCAGACAAUGGGCAUCUAUUUGCUCUGAGGUCUAUGGAUUAUGAGGCCCAGCGAUCAUUCGAGUUCCGCGUGGUCGCAACAGACGCAGGCUCCCCAACGCUGAGCAGCGAGGCAAUGGUGCGUGUGGUGAUCGUGGACGACAACGACAACUCACCCUUCGUGCUGUACCCACUGCAGAACGACUCUGCGUCCUACACCGAGCUGGUGCCAAGGGCAGCAGAGGCGGGCUACCUGGUGACCAAGGUGGUGGCUGUGGACGGAGACUCAGGCCAGAACGCCUGGCUGUCCUACCAACUGCUCAAGGCCACCGAGCCUGGACUGUUCAGCGUGUGGGCGCACAAUGGCGAGGUACGCACUGCCAGGCUUCUGAGCGAGCGCGACGCGGCCAAGCACAGACUGGUUGUGUUAGUCAAGGACAAUGGCGAGCCUCAAAUGUCAGCUACCGUCACACUGCACGUGCUCUUUGUAGAUGGUUUCUCACAGCCUUACCUGCGGCUCCCGGAGACGACCCUCGAUGAGACUCAGACCGACUCGCUCACUGUCUACUUGAUCAUUGCGUUGGCAUCCGUCUCGACGCUCUUCCUGUUCUCAGUGCUCCUGUUCGUGGUGGUGCGGCUGUGCAAGAGGAAUAGGACCUACUUGGGUCGCUGCUCAGUGCCAGAGGGCCACUUUCCGGGCCACUUGGUGGACAUCAGUGGUACAGGGACCCUGUCCCAGAGCUACCAGUAUGAGGUUUGUCUGACAGGAGGUUCUGGGGCCAGCGAGUUCAAUUUUCUUAAACCUAUAUUCCCCAACUUUUUGGUUAAAGAAACUGGUAGGGAUACUGAGGGAAACGAUGAGUUUAUAAAUCAUUUGGGGUUAAAUUAG
This is a messenger RNA of Chrysochloris asiatica (Cape golden mole), 4578 nucleotides long. Its product is annotated as protocadherin beta-17-like. Gene Ontology annotation, cellular component: plasma membrane. The record is from RefSeq and is a predicted model, not a curated record. NCBI's taxonomy places the organism in Eukaryota, Metazoa, Chordata, Mammalia, Afrosoricida, Chrysochloridae. Gene Ontology annotation, molecular function: calcium ion binding. Gene Ontology annotation, biological process: homophilic cell-cell adhesion.